Molecule: messenger RNA, 2423 nt
Organism: Ooceraea biroi (clonal raider ant)
Lineage: Eukaryota; Metazoa; Arthropoda; Insecta; Hymenoptera; Formicidae
Gene: Jhe
Product: juvenile hormone esterase
Source: RefSeq, a predicted model, not a curated record
CUGGCGCCAGGAGAGAAUGGCAGUUGGCAGAGAGUAUUGGUGCGAGCGACAAUACGCUAACGGCCGAACCAUGCUGAUGAGAUUGCUGAUUGUUCUGUUGUGCCUGGGCUUAACCGUUCAUGCAAACUUGGACGAGCCAGCCCCGAGGGUCAAAACUCCUUUGGGAGCAUUAAAGGGCCACUACCAGUUAUCACAGAAUGGCAAGAAGUACGAAGCGUACGAAGGGAUACCUUACGCCUUGCCACCGAUCGGAAAAUUAAGAUUCAAGCCUCCUCGGCAAAUACCAGCAUGGAUCGGCGAGUUGUCGGCUACGAAGCUCAGUUCUCCGUGUAUUCAAUACACGCAACUACCGUAUGAUCCUGCAGAAAAAGUUGAGGGUUCUGAAGAUUGCUUGUACUUAAAUAUUUACGUGCCAGUACGAGAGAAAACAGUAAAUAGAGCUCCUAUGCCGGUUUUCUUCUGGAUCCAUGGCGGUGCUUUCCAAUUUGGUAGCAGUACCCUUUACGGUGGCAAACAUCUACUAGAUCACGAUGUCAUAUUUGUUACGAUUAAUUAUCGACUGGGACCAAUGGGUUUCCUCAGCACGGAGGAUGAGAUAGUUCCUGGCAACAUGGGUCUAAAAGAUCAGAGUAUGGCACUUCGCUGGAUAUCGGACAACAUAGAGUGGUUCGGUGGUGAUCCGAAAAAAAUAACUUUAGUCGGUGUGAGCGCUGGUGGAGCGAGCGUCCAUUAUCACUAUUUAUCGAAAUUGAGCGCAGGGCUCUUCCAAGGAGGAAUAUCAGUCAGUGGCACGGCAUUCGACUGUUGGACGCAAACUGAGAAUCCUUUAGAGAAGGCCAAGAAGCUGAGCGUUCUGAUGGGAUGUCCUACGAUUAAUAGUAGAGAAAUGAUACGCUGUUUGCGAUAUCGUCCGGCACGUGCGAUCGUACAGGCUGUCGGUGAAUUUAUGCCGUUCAUGUACAAUCCCUUCACUCCUUUCGGACCGGUACCCGAGAAAAUGAGCGACGCGCCCUUCAUCGACAGAACACCCGCUGAAAUCAUAAGUAGUGGAGAAGUACAGGACGUGCCAUGGAUUACGGGUGUGGUGAGCGAGGAGGGUCUCUACCCCGUAGCCGAGUUCAUCGCUAUGGAUGACAAACUGAAAGAACUGAACGACAACUGGGACGUACUCGGUCCGCAAUUCCUCGACUUUAACUACACCAUUCCCAGAGAGAAGCACGUCGAAACUGCUCGUCUCAUCAGGCAGCAUUAUCUCGGGACAAAACCGAUAGAUCGACAUAGCACGGUAGAACUGGUACAGAUGGCGGGCGAUCGCUUCUUCGUGGUUGACAGCGAGAAAGCUGCACGAAUGCAAGCUAAGAUGAACAAGAACCCGGUUUGGUACUACUAUUACUCAUACAGAGCGGCGCAAAGCUUGAGCAGUUCUUUAGCUGGUAAUACUGACAAUGUGAACUACGGAGUUUGUCACGGCGAUGACGUGUUUCUCGUAAUAGACACUCCCUACAUCGAUGCAACGACAACGCAAAAGGAUCUUGACAUGCAGAAAAUUUUAAUCGAUAUUUGGAUAUCUUUUGCCAAACAUGGUGUACCGAACGAGACUGCUAUAAACUGGCCGAAAUUAGAUCCUUCGCAGAAGGAGCUUUAUUAUCUGCACAUUGCUAGUCCUACCGAGAUUACUAUGGAGACCAAUGCCGAUUUUGGACAGAAGAACUUCUGGAAUUCGAUCGACUUCAAUGAGAAUAAGGUGCAACAAUCUACUACAAAAACGGAGCUUUAAACAAUUGUUGAAUGUAAUAAUCCAUAAAAUGGAUUACCUUCUCUAAGUUAGAUAUAGCUUUAAUAACUAUAAUUUACUAAGUUCUUGAGAUAUGGUGAUUUAUUUCUCUAUGGUCAAUUAUUUCUUUAUAUUCUUUAUAUUUCUUUAUAUUCUAAACUGUUUUUUAUUCUGUUGCUCUAUCAAAAUUCAACUAAGUUUUACAUUAUGCAUCAUGUAAGAGAACAUAAUAAGAGAACUUACCGCAUCGUUUAUGACAAUGUCGCAGCUACUGAGUCUGCCAAUUUUUGUGAUGCCCCUCUUGAUUUGAUGUUUAGUAGAAUUGAUACUUAAUGUUCCUACCUGUGGAAUAAUUUUUUUAAAAAUGUUUUUUAGAAACAAAAAGGCAAUCUAAGAUUCUGAUAAAGCAACCAGUAAUCUAAAAAUAUUAGUAAAGAGCUAGUAGACAGCUUUAAAAAUCAAAACUCACUGAAUCUAUCAAUUCAAUCAAGUUAUACAUAUAUUGAUAACAUUAUAUAUUUAGAAUAGUGAGAUACAAAUAAGUUAAUGAAACUUUGUUGUAAGUUUGCAUUGAUAAAAAUUGCAAAUAAAAUGAUAAUCUGCUCUUUUCCUACAUUACGUCAUUAAAAAAAAAAAUAUAUAUAUAUGA